Guillardia theta CCMP2712 is the source of this 1515-nucleotide messenger RNA. RefSeq lists its product as hypothetical. Gene Ontology annotation, molecular function: GTP binding; GTPase activity. NCBI's taxonomy places the organism in Eukaryota, Cryptophyceae, Pyrenomonadales, Geminigeraceae. The transcript has a single exon. The record is from RefSeq and is a predicted model, not a curated record. Bases 1 to 1515 code for a protein of 504 amino acids.
AUGGGUAUCCCCUUCAUCGCCUUGGAGGGAGACGGGGACGAUGCCAGGUUCCGUGUGACUGAAGAAGCUAAGGAGUUCCUCUCCACUCUCAGAGCUCCUGUCGCACUGGCCUCCAUCGUUGGCAGGUACCGCACGGGGAAGAGCCUUCUGGUCAAUCGCAUGCUGCUGGAUGUCAAAGGAAAAGGAUUUCAGGUGGGCGCGACAGUCAACUCAUGCACCAAAGGCUUGUGGCUCUGGAACAAACCGCUCAUGACGAAGCUGGCGGAUGGCAGUGAAGUAAAGCUGCUCAUAAUCGAUACCGAAGGCAUCGGAUCUCUUGACGCCGAUGCCGACCAUGAUGCGAAGAUCUUUGCGCUCGCCCUGUUGCUGUCUUCCUACUUCAUCUACAACUCCGUCGGAUCCAUCGACGAGUCUGCGCUCAACAACCUCUCGCUCGUUGUCGAGCUGACGAAGCACAUCAGAACCAAGUCGGACCGAGAAGCCGGCGGUGAGCCUGAGACCGGCGCGGAGUUUGCCAACUUCUUCCCGCACUUCCUGUGGGUGGUACGUGACUUCACGCUCUUGCUGGUGGACGAGAACGGCAACCCCUUCUCCCCUAAGCAGUACCUUGAACGCGCCCUGACUCCGGUGCAAGGAUUCUCGGAGGGGGUCGAAGUGAAGAACCGCAUUCGUCGUAUGCUGCUUGCCUUCUUCCCGAACCGAGACUGCGUGACGUUGAAGAGACCCGUCGAGGACGAGAGCAAGCUGCAGCAGCUCGACCAGGCCGAGUGGUCUGACUUCCGUCCUGAGUUUGUCGAGCAGGUCAAGCUUCUCCGAAGGAAGAUUUAUUCUUCUGCUCCUGCCAAGACCCUCAACGGCAAGAUGCUUGACGGCUUCAUGCUGAGCCACCUGGCCGAGACGUACGCGACUGCCAUCAACACUGGCACUUCGCUGAACAUCGGAGACGCGUGGACGCAAGUUAGCAAGUCGAAGAACGUCAAGGCCGUUGAUGACGCCCGCAAGCUGUACGAGGCCUCUGCUGCCGAGCUUGAGGGGAAGAUGCCGUACUCGGGUGAAGAGCUUCAGGCGCAUCACAAGGAACUCUCCAAGGCUGCCGACAAGUUCUUUCGUGAGCACUGCAUCGGCCAUGGCGCCGAGCUGGACCCGUACAUCACCUCGCUCACUGAUGCUCUGCACGACUCGUUCCUGACCCUUCAGAGCAAGAACGAGAGCGUUGCCCGUCAAGUGGCAGAAGACUCGAUCAAAGAAGCCUACGCGGGGCUUGCGAGCAUGGUUGAAGCCAAGUCUUUUGUCUCCUUCCAGGAGUACGAGAAGGAGAGGCUGAAGAUCAGAAGUGAAUACAUGGAAAAGACCCCUGACACCCCGGCAAAGCUCGAAGUCUUGCUGGCAUUCAUGGAGUAUCAGAUUCCUGUGGCCGCAGGUUUGAUUGCUCAGCACUCCACCACUCAGUUCGAGAAGACCAUCUCCGAGAAGGUGAAGAGCCUCCUAAACUCUCGUGCCCCCAGCUUGCCUUGA